Molecule: messenger RNA, 1152 nt
Organism: Nakaseomyces glabratus
Lineage: Eukaryota; Fungi; Ascomycota; Saccharomycetes; Saccharomycetales; Saccharomycetaceae
Gene: SAM2
Product: methionine adenosyltransferase SAM2
Biological process (GO): S-adenosylmethionine biosynthetic process
Cellular component (GO): cytosol
Molecular function (GO): methionine adenosyltransferase activity; ATP binding
Source: RefSeq, a predicted model, not a curated record
AUGGGUAACAACAGAUUUUUAUUCACUUCAGAGUCAGUUGGUGAGGGUCAUCCGGAUAAGAUCUGUGACCAAGUCUCUGAUGCCAUCUUAGAUGCCUGUUUGGAGCAGGACCCUUUGUCUAAAGUUGCUUGUGAGACUGCUGCCAAGACUGGUAUGAUCAUGGUCUUCGGUGAGAUUACUACAAAGGCUCACCUAGAUUACCAACAAAUUGUUAGAGACACUAUCAAGAAGAUUGGUUACGACGAUGAUGAAAAGGGAUUUGACUACAAGACCUGUAAUGUGUUGGUUGCCAUUGAACAACAAUCUCCAGAUAUCGCUCAAGGUCUUCACUUUGACAAAGCCAUUGAAGAAUUGGGUGCUGGUGACCAGGGUAUUAUGUUUGGUUAUGCUACUGACGAAACCCCAGAAGGCUUGCCAUUGACCAUUCUCUUGGCACAUAAAUUGAAUAUGGCUAUGGCUGAUGCCAGACGUGAUGGUUCUCUAGAAUGGAUCAGACCAGAUACCAAGACUCAAGUCACUGUUGAAUACGAAGAGAAAGAUGGUAGAUGGAUUCCACUAAGAAUCGAUACCAUUGUUAUCUCUGCUCAGCAUGCCGAAUACAUCUCUACUGAGGAUCUAAGAAGCCAACUAAAGACUGAGAUCAUUGACAAAGUCAUUCCUUCCGAUAUGCUUGAUGAGAACACUAAAUAUUACAUUCAACCAUCUGGAAGAUUUGUCAUCGGUGGUCCACAAGGUGACGCUGGCCUAACUGGUAGAAAGAUCAUUGUCGAUGCCUAUGGUGGUGCAGCUGCUGUUGGUGGUGGUGCAUUCUCUGGUAAAGAUUACUCAAAGGUGGACCGUUCUGCUGCUUAUGCCGCCAGAUGGGUGGCUAAGUCCCUUUUAGCUGCUGGCCUAUGUAAGAGAGUUCAAGUGCAAUUCUCAUAUGCCAUUGGUAUUGCUGAACCUUUGUCCAUCAGUGUUGACACUUACGGUACUUCCAGUAAGACUGAUGAAGAAAUUAUUGAAAUUAUUAAGAAAAACUUCGAUUUGAGACCAGGUGUCCUUGUUAGAGAAUUGAACUUGGCUAGACCAAUCUAUUUGCCAACUGCUACUUAUGGCCACUUCACCAACCAAGAAUAUCCUUGGGAAAAACCAAAGAAGCUUCAAUUUUAA